This is a messenger RNA of Besnoitia besnoiti, 2205 nucleotides long. RefSeq names its product regulator of chromosome condensation (RCC1) repeat-containing protein. Bases 1 to 2205 code for a protein of 734 amino acids. The transcript has 11 exons. The record is from RefSeq and is a predicted model, not a curated record. Lineage: Eukaryota; Apicomplexa; Conoidasida; Eucoccidiorida; Sarcocystidae.
AUGAAGGGCGCGGCGAGCUUUUCACUCGCCUCGCACGAGAAGAAGGCGGAAGGGUUUUUGCGCUCCCUUCUCGCGACCUUCAGAGACAGCGGACGAAGUCGAGGAAGCGAAGGAGAGCGGCGCUUCUGGUUCAAGGCGCCCGGCCUGCCUGCAUCCGGCGUCGCCGCGGCCGUCGCGCUCCUCGCAGUUUCGCAGUCUCGCCCGUCGUCCUCCGAGCGUCCUCUCCGCGCCUCUAAAUCUUCGCUUCUUCUCCCUCCGUCUCGUCGUCUCCUCCGCUGCGCGGAGAGCGCCUCCAGCGACGCGCCCUUGCGGCUGCAGCAGGCGGAACCGCGUGCGUCUCCGCCGGCCUCGUUGUCAUCUGCAACGCUCGCGGUGGCGCCAGUCGCGCGCUCAGCCUUCGCGUCGGCUCGCGGGCCUGCGGCGGCGUGUGCGGCAGCGCCCUCGAGUGCAGCCAAGAAAAGCGGAGAAGGCGCGAAGAAGAAAGGCCCGCGGCAGCAGAUUCUCUUCUGGGGCGACAAGGCGGCGAUCCCUGGCGGCGCGGCGAGCGACUUCCUCGCGCCGACGGAGAUUAGCUGGUUCGGAGAGCAAGCGGCAACGCGCGCUCCGUGGCGGCAUCUUUCUUUCGGGCCAGCUUUCGGUGUCGCGCUCAACGAGCAAAACGAAGUCGUCAUCUGGGGCUCCUUCUCUCCCGAGGAGGAGACCGGCGGAACGGAGGAGCAGAGAACGAACUCCGAGCUGCGUAAGCAUUUCAUCUCGCCCGUUUACCUCAAGCUGCCCUUCCUCGUCGCCGACGCGCAGUGCUCAGCCGCAGAAAUUUUUUUGCUCUCCACAUCUGGCCGCGUGUUCAUCCUCGCCGACCUCGCCGAGCUCUUCCGGCGCCUCUCUGAGGCGCCGGAAGUCGUGCAACACGGCGAUGACGUCUCCGUCGAGGUCGAUGCCGAGGGGACUGUCUCCGCCUCCGUCCCCUUCCUUCGCCUGCGAGGUCUUCCGCCCGACAGCGGCGCGGAGGCGGCCGGCGAGAAGCUCGACGAAGGCGCGGAGAAAUCGCGUGGAAGUUUGUGGCUGAGCCGUGCGAGGAACGCAGUUCUUCAGUGGACAGGCCUCGCAGAUCGCGUCGUGAAAAUGAGCGUUGGAACGACACAUGCGGCUUUCGUGACGCGCGACGGAUCUCUCUACUGUUGCGGCGCGAAUCUGUACGGCGAGUGCGGCGUGGAGCCUCGGCCGCUCGACGAGGCCUCGCUACACGUCCGCAUGCACCGCGUCGACUUCUCCAACGCCGACGUCGACUGGGGCGCGACGAAAACGAGCGCACCCAAGAUUGCCGACGUCUCCUGUGGCCUCCACCACACCCUCUGCCUCUCCAAAGAAGGAAAAGUCUACGCCUUCGGCGACGACUCGAAGAUUCAGCUCGGCCUCGGCGACACGCGUUCUAACCAACAGGGUGUCGCAGGCACGACGUGGAUGGAGCGCCUAAAAGGCAACAAAGUCCACAUUCCGCGCGCGGUGUCCUACAGCUACGCAGACCGGCACCUUCAGCACUCGCCCGUCGCGGUGUUGCCCCCGUCAGGCUUCCCAGGAGUGAAGCAGUGCACAGUGACGGCCGUCGCGGCGGGAGAUGAUUUCUCUCUUCUCCUCUUCCAAGAUAAUCACCAAGAGUUCUCCGACACGCGGCUGAAAAGAAAUGCGCUGCUCUGCUGCGGAGAGACGGCGUUUGGGCAGUGCGGACGAACGCUGCAACAGCAGCAGCAAGUCCUCUCCCCAGUUGUCUUUCCGCGCUCCGCCUCUGCGGUCCACUCGCCUUCGUCCCCGGCGGGACGCUCGUCCUUUGCGCUGACCUCCUCGCGAGACCUCCCGGGACCGUCGUCGAUUUUCUGCGCGGAGAAAGUCGCAUGCGGCAGCGCACACUGCCUCGCGCUCAUGAGUUCCGGCAAACUUGUCGGUUGGGGCUUCAACGCCCACGGCCAAGUCGGCGCUGGCGGCAGAGUCAAGGGCGCUGUGAGUCCUCCGCGAACGAUCGCCGUAGACGCUCAGGGCUCCACGGGGCCUUCUGCCGGAUCUGAGUCUUCGCAAGGCGACGAAGUGCAGGAAGGCAAACUCGCGCCGCCUCUUGCCCGCUACCUCUCAGAUGGCGAUGGAACUAACAACUUGGAGAUUCGCAACGUCUUCUGCAAGUUCAACUCGUCUGCGGCGAUCCGAGCCGAGUAA